AUGCUUAGCGAUUCCGAACUGAUGGCAGCUCUAACUCUGGAGAGGAAAACCAUCGAUCUGACCCCUCUGAAGAAGGCGAACGUCCCGAUAUUCUUCAUUGUUGGAGGUCCGGGCUCCGGAAAAGGCACGCAGUGUGAAAAAAUAGUUGCGAAGUAUGGCUUGUCACAUCUUUCCUCUGGAGAUCUGCUGAGGGAUGAGGAAAUUGUACUAGAUUUGAUCAAGGAAGCAAUGCUUAAAGAUGUUGCAAAGCACUGUAAAGGAUUCUUGAUAGACGGUUACCCUAGAGAGGUGAAACAAGGCGAGCAAUUCGAGAAAGAAAUUCAAGAAGCCAAAUUAGUAAUCUUUUUCGACGUAUCCGAAAACGUAAUGGUGGAACGACUACUGCAUCGAGCACAAACAAGUGGACGUGCCGAUGACAACAUAGAAACGAUCAAGAAACGUUUGAAGACCUUCUCGAAUGCUACUGCUCCAGUUGUGGAGUAUUAUCAAAAAAAGAAAAAGCUCAUACAAAUCAAGGCACAGGGAACCGUCGACGAAAUUUUCGCCAUGGUUGUGAAGCAUCUCGACGUAGCGCUGGCAGCAUCAUGA
Messenger RNA from Cooperia oncophora, 588 nucleotides. The record is from the annotation of a GenBank genome assembly. Lineage: Eukaryota; Metazoa; Nematoda; Chromadorea; Rhabditida; Trichostrongylidae.